AAUCUCAGAAUUGUGCGAUAAUGUAUUUUUUAUAUAUUUUAUUAUUUUUGGUAAACGUUUUAUUUGUAUUGAGUGCAGAUAAUUGCUUGUUGGAUGAACCUCAGCACGAAUGCGAUGAGUAUUGCUAUAGCUCUGUGAAACCUUUUCUUUCGUAUAUACCUUCGAUGUUCAAGCGAUUGGAAGCUUGUGAAACUCUUAAUCCUCCUUAUGCCUAUGGGAAACUAAACAAAAUUGAUAACCAAUUGAGCCAGCAGCUGGAAUUAAUGCUAAGAAAAAUAGAUGCCUUGGAAAUAUUCAAGCCAUCCUAUUGUGAUAAUAGAAUUGAUAAAAUUGAACAUCUUACGGAUACAGUAAGCGAAUUAAAAAAGGAAGUGGAAAUGUUAAGGACUCAUGAAGAAAAUAUGAAGGCAACUGUAGAAGAUUUAAAGCAUCAGUUUAGAUUAUUGGAAAGGCCCAAUUUCCAGAAAAUUGGUCUAAAAUAUUACUAUAUUGAAAGCUCAAAAGAUCUGACUUGGUUACAAGCCCAACAAAAAUGUUCUAAAUGGGGUGGUCACCUGGCGAGUUUGCAAAGUGAAACAGAAUGGAAAAAUUUGAAAUCGAAACUUAAAGGAAAGGAUUUUUGGAUUGACAUAAAUGAUAUCGGGAAGGAAGGAACGUAUAUGUCAGCAACGAAUAAUAAACCAGCAAAGUACUUUCAAUGGAAAGAUACUGAACCUACUAAUCGCAAUCCUUAUAACAGCAAGGAUGAAGAUUGCGUCGAGUUACGAGAAGACUUUUCAUACCAAAUGAAUGAUCGUUCGUGCGAUGAUAAAAUAUCCUUCAUUUGCGAGUCAGACACCGAAAAAUUCAAUAAUUGAUCAACAUUAAUAGACUUCUUGCUUAGAAAAUAAAAAUACUAUAUGAAUAUAUGUAUUAUAAUAAGUAAACUAUGAAAGGGCGUGGCAGAAAUAAACUGGUUCUAGGUAUAAAGGUGAAGGUUCUAGGUAUAGAUAGAAAUGUUUCAAUCGACUCGACUAAAUUUAUUAAAUCUGUUCAAAAAUCUAUUCAAAUUGUACAUUAAAAAAGUAUUGAUAUUUUUAAAAA
Drosophila willistoni is the source of this 1083-nucleotide messenger RNA. RefSeq names its product accessory gland protein Acp29AB. The transcript is spliced from 2 exons. The record is from RefSeq and is a predicted model, not a curated record. The coding region runs from base 21 to 857 and encodes 278 amino acids. NCBI's taxonomy places the organism in Eukaryota, Metazoa, Arthropoda, Insecta, Diptera, Drosophilidae. Gene Ontology annotation, molecular function: signaling receptor activity.